AUGAUUGUGAUUGACCCCCUGAAAAAAUUGGUCCACAAUGUGCAUAACCAUAUCACCAAUGACAAGAGAUUCAAUGGGUCUGAAAGCAUCAAGUCCUCUUGGAACAUUUCCGUAGUGAAGUUCCUUCUGGAAAAGCUCAAGCAGGAGCUGGUGACCAGUCCCCACAAUUAUACUGAUAAGGAGCUAAAAGGAGCCUGUGUGGCCUACUUCCUUACCAAGAGGCGAGAGUACCGCAACUCCCUGAACCCCUUUAAAGGCCUGAAGGAAAAAGAGGAAAAGAAACUUCGAAGUCGCCGAUACCGGCUUUUUGCCAAUCGAUCCAGUAUCAUGAGGCAUUUUGGACCUGAGGACCAACGCCUGUGGAAAGAUGUGACAGAAGAACUGAUGUCAGAUGAGGAGGACAGUCUUAACGAGCCAGGUGUCUGGGUGGCGCGUCCUCCUCGUUUCCGGGCCCAGCGCCUCACAGAGCUCUGCUACCACCUGGAUGCUAACUCUAAGCAUGGCACCAAAGCCAACAGGGUAUAUGGGCCUCCCUCAGACAGACUGCCUUCUGCUGAAGCCCAGCUCCUUCCACCAGAACUUUACAAUCCUCAUUUCCAAGAAGAGGAAGAGGAGGGAGGCAAUGAGAAUGGACCUAUCUCCCCAUCUUUUGACCAGCCCCACAAAACCUGCUGUCCUGACUUGAACUCAUUCAUUGAAAUCAAGGUGGAAAAGGAUGAGUAAAGUUUAUGACCAAGAAUAACUUAGGCUUCUGCCACUACCCAUGUCCCAGAAAUGGGUGGCCAUGGGGUUUCUCAGAAUGAGAUGCCCUAUGCAGUCUGAGAAAGCAAAUUUGCCUGUCUUCUUAACACAGUCUCUGCUUGAAGUGGA
Messenger RNA from Castor canadensis (American beaver), 870 nucleotides. The record is from RefSeq and is a predicted model, not a curated record. Lineage: Eukaryota; Metazoa; Chordata; Mammalia; Rodentia; Castoridae.